GUGGAUUGAACCUUAGAUUACGAACAAUUCGGUAUGAUUGGGAAAUGUCUUCAAUUCUUGGCUUCCUAAUGUAACCGUACCAUCAAUUUGCCCGCCAUGGCAUGGCAUAUGGCAUAUACUAUAGCACGCCAUUGCCAUAUGUAAGGGGUCGUAUACUUACUACUACGCUGUUGUUUAUUAAUUUACUCGCGUUCCCCCCUUCACGGAGCGACAGGAAUCACUCGUUCGUUCUUCACCUUCAAUUGGCGAAGGGGAGAAUAAGGAAAAGCAACAUUCCCCGUUCCCGUGUAAGCCUCCGAGCAUUCUCAACCAUGCGCUCUCUCCUCGUCCUCUUCGCCACGGCCGCUACGGCCAAGGUGAUGGAUAGUCUCCCCGCGGUUCCUAAGGGCUGGGCCGAAUUGCGCCAAGCCUCGCCAGACGAUUCUGUCACCUUGCGCGUUGGUCUCCCGCAGCAACACGCCACCGCGUUGGAGCAGGCCGUGCUGGAGAUCUCGACACCCGGACACCCAAAUUAUGGUCUGCACAUGUCGCGUGACCAAGUCCGAGCUUACACGGCGCCGACGGAGCAAUCGGUUUCGUCCGUGGUGAGUUGGCUGUCCGAGAGCGGCGUUAAGUCGUCGGUGAACAACGAUUGGAUCACCUUCACCACCAACGUGAAGACGGCAAAUGAUCUGCUGAAAGCGAAUUUCGCCUGGUACCAAUACGAGAAGGGUGGAAGUCCCAAGUUACGGACAUUGUCAUACAGCGUUCCCGACGAGCUUGCCGGAAACAUUGACCUGAUUCAACCGACCACUAGGUUUGGCCAGCUCGGUGCGAAGAGGUCGACCAUUUUCGAGAUGCAAGUCCUCGGAGACGAAGACGAAGCCGCCAUCAAGGCAAAUGUCGCCAUUGAUGCCGCUGACUGCAACACCGCGCGAAUUACGCCGGCCUGCUUGAAGUCGUUGUACAACGUCAAGUACACCGCGUCCCCCGAGGGCAACUUGGUUGCUUUCGCCUCGUACCUGGAGGAGUAUGCCCGAUACUCUGACCUUCAAUCGUUCGAGUCGCAAUACUUGACAGAGGCUAGCGGCCAAAACUUUACCGUUCAGCUGAUUAACGGAGGUCUGAACGACCAAAGCAGCAGUGACGACAGUGGAGAGGCCAACCUUGACGUACAAUAUAUACUGGCCAUGGGCAGCCCCGUCCCGAUCCUUGAAUAUAGCACCGGUGGUCGCGGACCUCUUGUUCCCACCACUGACGAACCUGGUCCGUCGUACAACGAGCCUUACUUAGAAUUCUUGACGUAUCUCCUUGAUCAGGAAGAUUCGGCUCUGCCGCAGACGCUCUCCACUUCCUACGGAGAGGAGGAGCAGUCGGUGCCGGCAGACUACGCCCUUAAGAUCUGCAACAUGUUCAUGCAGCUCGGCGCUCGCGGCGUCAGCGUUCUGUUCUCGUCUGGUGACUCUGGUCCCGGCGAUUCGUGCAUUAGGGAAUCCGACCAAGCUCCUUACUUCCAGCCGUCUUUCCCUGCUGGCUGCCCCUACGUCACCUCCGUUGGCGCUACCUACAACGUUGCGCCCGAGCAGGCCGUUAGCUUCUCGAGCGGUGGUUUCAGCUCCCUCCACGCACAGCCAGCAUGGCAGGCCGACGCCGUUGACGCGUACCUGAAAUCGAUCGGCAACACCUACUCGGCCUACUUCAACGCUUCCAACAGAGGUUUCCCCGACGUUGCGGCGCAAGGAAGCCGGUUCGCGGUCAUCGACAAGGGAAGGUCCUCCCUGCUAUCCGGUACUAGCGCCUCGAGUCCCGUCUUCGCCGGUGUGGUAGCUCUCCUGAACGCCGCUCGGAAGAGCCAGGGACAGCCGCCGUUGGGAUUCCUCAACCCGUGGCUGUACAACAACAGCGCUGCCCUGACCGACAUAACGUCCGGCUACGGAAGUGGAUGCACAGGUAACUCUGCCUUCCCGAACGGCGCGAGGUGGAACGCGACCGCAGGCUGGGAUCCCGUUACGGGUUUGGGAACUCCCGACUUCGAGAAGUUGCUCGCCGCUGCUGCACCGGGAGUGGAAAAUGCGUAGAAUUCGCAAGACAUAAUUAAAUAGUAGGAAAGCUUGACGAUAAUCUAAAAAGCUAUGUAAAUAUGUAAAUAUGUAUUUAUAAUCUAGCUUCUUUUAUUCCGCAAAAUUUACGGUAAAAUCACGGCUGGUAGGCAAUCAAGAAAUCCUUGAGGAAGAAAGGAUCCAAAAGAGUGACUGGCGGGACAGGAGUGACCCCCACUCAAGACCAUUUUCCUUGCAUCCACCAAACCCUUCUCGCCGUCAACCUCACAUGAUAUAUGAUAUGUGAUAGCUCGAGCAACAUGCAAGGGAAUCACGUGAGAGAAGGGCACGAUGAAGGCAUAGGUACGGAUGCUUCCUCUAUCACGAACGCCGAGC
Messenger RNA from Annulohypoxylon truncatum, 2414 nucleotides. RefSeq names its product tripeptidyl-peptidase. NCBI's taxonomy places the organism in Eukaryota, Fungi, Ascomycota, Sordariomycetes, Xylariales, Hypoxylaceae. Gene Ontology annotation, molecular function: tripeptidyl-peptidase activity; serine-type endopeptidase activity. Bases 102 to 2057 code for a protein of 651 amino acids. Gene Ontology annotation, biological process: proteolysis. The transcript is spliced from 4 exons. The record is from RefSeq and is a predicted model, not a curated record.